Molecule: messenger RNA, 4521 nt
Organism: Eurytemora carolleeae
Lineage: Eukaryota; Metazoa; Arthropoda; Copepoda; Calanoida; Temoridae
Gene: SIDL
Product: trafficking protein particle complex subunit 10
Exons: 25
Coding region: 41-3472 (1143 amino acids)
Biological process (GO): intra-Golgi vesicle-mediated transport; early endosome to Golgi transport
Cellular component (GO): TRAPPII protein complex
Source: RefSeq, a predicted model, not a curated record
UCAUUGUUUUGUAUAUUUAUAUUUUCAUAAGAGAUGCAAUAUGGAGGGUAGACCUGUAAUCAGCUAUGCCGGGAAUAGAAAAAUAUUCAAGAGGUUGGAAUCAGGUUUGGUAUCAAGUCUACCAACUGAAGCUGUUGAAUGGAAGCGAAGCUAUGGAAGAACUUCCAAGAGUGUUUAUGUUGAGGCAGAGUUUCAUCCUAUAGACGUCGAAGCUCUACUUAAGGCUAAGCGUAGCUUGAAUGGACAACAGGUAUUGCAUACCUUCUGGACGGACUGCUCGGAUAUUGAGACCUACAAGAGUUCCUUGAAAGAUGAGAUAUUAUCCUGGCAGAGCACUCUAAAGAAGGCUGGGAGUAGCUCGGACUGGUUGAUCGUGGUGGUGGAGACCCCGGACUCCAGGAGGGCGAACAAGCUGCUCACCAGGACCACAGUGCUGGACAAACUGAAGCAGGAUAUUGCCGGGAAAACAACCGAUAGAUGUCUCUCAAUCAUUGAUCCGACCAAAUCAGAUUCAAAGGCUGCUGAGUCAAUGCAAAAUUUUCUUCAUAAGCUCCGACUUCUAUUCCUCCAAUCAUACAACAGAACACUUAAUAGAUUCGAGGAGCUGAUCAGGUCUGAGCGUGAGAAGAGAAAUGAACCAGGUUGGAGUUUCUGCAACUACUUUCUUCUCCAGGAGCAACUUGCAUUCGUUUACGAGAUCAUGGGUCUACAGGACGAAUCAUUAAUCCAAUAUGAUGAGCUGGAUGCUCUGUUUACUCAGUUUGUGUUGAACAGUAGUGUCGGAGCUUCUCCGUCCUGGCUUUCCGGGUUCAACUCUACACUACGAGACUGGACAGGGUUUACUCUGGAGAAGAAUAUUAACAACAGGUUGCGGAGUAAGAUAGAACGAGGUGAGCUAUCUCUGCUAGAUCUACGGAACUACCUGUUCUCCAGGCAGGCUCUUCUACUGAUCCAACUCAAGAAUGAGGAUGAGCUCGCCAGAAGAUGUUUAUCCUUUCUAUACAACACUCUCCAGGAGAUAAAAAUCCUUGAGAUGGAGUGUAUAGAGGGUUCCACCGAGAUCUGGGUUUGUUUAUGUUCUCUGGAGGUUCUCCGGGUGUGUAAAGGAAGCAGUCUCCAUACAGCUGCCCUGUGUUCCUUCCUACGGGAGAAACUUCUCCAUCUCGGCAGAUUAUGCGGUCUAAUGCCGGGCAGAACUCCAACCAGUCCCCAGCUCCAUCUAGUGGUUAGUUUGUUCGGUGGGCUUCGAGAUGAUCUCUACCUUAAACUUGAAAAAGAUCAAAAGAACCCAGCUGAGAAAUUAAAGGAUGCCCUUUCCUCCCAAUCUAGUUUUGAGAAAACCUAUCUAGAGAUGGCGGAGAUGGCUAUCUCGACAUAUAAGCAUAUAGGACGGAUUCGAUCCGCUCGAUUUAUAGGUAGAGAGCUGGCUGAAUUCUACCUUGAAGCAGGACAAGUUCAACAAGCUGCUGCAUUUCUCUUAGAUUCUCUUAAAACAUUCCAGUUUGAAGGAUGGCAGAGGUUGGGUGUGAGAACUCUGCUGGAUCUGGUUAACUGUUAUAAACUUCUAGAUGAUGGUGAGAAAUAUCUGAGAACCUGUGUACAGAUUGCAAGCUGUGGAGGAGCGACACAGGAAGAGAGAAACCUGUAUUUUAGGGAGAUGAAUAAAAAACUGGAGGAGUUGCCAAAAACAGAAAUUAUUACUUCAGCUGAGGACAUCAUACUUUUCCACUCAUGCACUCAGAUAAAGGAGAGAACUGAUGAGAAGACUGUACCCGGAGUAUCUCUUAAGUUCAACCUGGAACUAGAGAGUAAUCUCCCUGAGGAUGUACUUUGUGAGAGGAUUGAGAUCUCUCUACUGUAUGGGGACCUGGAGCCUGAAAAACGUCGAACCUCGUCAGAUGAGCGUAAGCCUUCAAGGAAAAGUGUUCAAAGAUCUCCUAGUGUUGCAAGUUCUUCUCCCUCAGUUUUCAGUAUUGGAGAACAGGAUGAGGAGCUAGGAGAGGAUGGAUGCAGGGAUCCGUCUAAACUUGAUCUAAUGGAGAGGUUGGAGUAUAAACAGGAUAAAAGCCUGUGUGCUGCAAGGUUGGUUUGUAGAAAUGCAACUAAGUUGUUGAAAAGGAAGGAUAGCUCCGGAGCAAUUUUGAAGGAUGGACAACUUAAACCUGCAGACUACUCACACUCUCUCUCAUUACAAAAUGUAAUGCUGAACCCUGGUAUAAACAAGUAUAUUAUUUGUGGUGUUGCUGCCAGUGUAGGAGUUUACUCACUUAAUCAGAUAUCUGUUCAUGUAGCGCAAUUAAACAUGCUCCAGAAUAUACCCUAUCCUGCUCCGUCCUUCACAGUUGCCAGGGAGGAUCCAGUUAUACUUCUAACCAAGGGGGAGGGAGAACUCUUCUCAGGAGUAGAAAACAAGUUGAGCCUAAGUGUAUACUGUGGUAGUGAGAGUAUAGUCUCUGGAACUGAACUCCAGCUCACCUGCUCUAGGGGGGUACAACUCCGCAACCCGGAGCACAACCUGGAAUAUUCAUCAACUCUUUCAGUUCAGUUCCCUGCCGGAGAACCAUUCCAAACCGUAAGUGUUGACCUGAUGGUUCUAGCAGACCUGGAGAAUAAGAAGGAUGCAACCUCCUCCCCUGUAUCUAUAUUUGUAACUAAUCCCUGGAACGAGGAAAGUAAGGAAAUUUUUCUUCAUUUUGUCCCUGUUAUAUUCUCAACCUUUUCUCUUCUCACUGCUAUGUCAAAGAAGUUUCUCCAGGUCACCGUUCUCUCUCCUUCUUCAGGAAACUACGUCCUUAAGAACGGAAGGAUGGAAAUCAUUAAUGUUCAACAGAUAUCAGGGCUUAAACUUACUCCUAUAAACCAGAAGUAUCCGGAGAUAGUGAUUAGUAAACAGUUUGAGGGUUCAUUCCUCUGGGAGCUGGAUAUAGGAGAAGUGAAAAAUGACGAGACUCCGGCUAAAGUCAAGUUUACUCUUGAUUACGUUCCUGAGGAUAGAUCUGAACCGGAGCGUUCCUUCUCCGCUAUAUAUCAGUUCCAGGACUAUAGAACAUUGUAUACCAUACACGCCAAGGUUGAACCUGCUAAAGGUAAUGAAUUCUGUCGAGCGAGUACACUGUGCCCUAUGACGAUACAACUAGAGCAACUAAACACAGCUCCACAUACUUCUCUUUUCUACGAGGUUUUAGCAGAUCAGACACAGUGGGCAGUUUGUGGGAGACAAGGAGCAGUUAUCAAUCUUCAACAAUCCUUCAGGCAAAAUAUUAUUGUGGAUGUGAUGCCCUUGUCCGGAGGACAUCUGCCCCUUCCAACUGUCCGCCUUAGUAAAUAUAUCCCUGCUGAAGGACGAGGCGGAGGUUUGGGCGGAGCUAGACUAGAUCCAUUCUCUCCGGGUCAGGUUUAUAACAUGUCCAGAGCUCAGCAGAUUCAUGUUCUUCCGGCUUCAAACCAACCAGAAUUCGUCUCUCUUCCCUAGAUAUUCUGAAACUGAAGUCAUGUUCAUCCUUCAUCCAACCAACCCUAGUUCUUGUGGCUAUGCCCUAAUCAUUCUAUUACUAGAUUCUUGGUCAUCCUUCAUCCAACCAACCCUAGCUCUUGUCUCUACUCUGAAAAUCCUGUUCUAGAUUCAUAUUUAUCUUCUAUCCAUCCAAUAGUUCUUGUCUCUACCCUGAUCAUUCUGUUCCCGGAGUCAUGUUCAUUCUUUUUCCAACCAACCCUAGUUCUUGUCUUUACCCUGAUAAUCCUGUUCCUGGAGUCAUGUGCAUCCUUUAUCCAACCAACCCUAGUUCUUGUCUUUACCCUGAUAAUCCUGUUCCUGGAGUCAUGUGCAUCCUUUAUCCAACCAACCCUAGUUCUUGUCUUUUCCCUGAUAAUCCUGUUCCUGGAUUCAUGUUCAUCCUUUAUCCAACCAACCCUAGUUCUUGUCUUUACCCUGAUAAUCCUGUUCCUGGAUUCAUUUCCGUCCUUUAUCCAACCAACCCUAGUUCUUGUCUCUACCCUGAUAAUCCUGUUCCUGGAGUCAUGUUCAUCCUUCAUCCAACCAACCUAGUUCUUGUCUCUAUCCUGAUCACUAUGUUCUAUCCUUUAUAUUUGUCACAACCUCCUCAUUUGUUAUUCCUGUAAUUAAUUGAUAUCUUUCUAUUUUUGUUUUUGUUUUUAUUUACAAGCUUAAAUAUUUUCCUAUAUUACCUUUACUUACGUCUUCUACAUUUAGAAUUGAUUAGAUCUGUGAUAUGGUCAACACAUAGAUAGGAUAAGAAGAUAGUUGUUCUUUUACGUGGUAAAGUGAUUGUGCAUGAUAACCCCUGAAGAGUAAAAACAUAUAAUCCCUACACAGGAUGGGGUAAAAAAAAUAGAGGUUUAACGAGUUUAAUCUAGAGUUUAAAUAUCAAAAUCCACUGAUCAAAUCAGCCUAUCUUGUCCUUUCCGUGUAAUCUGUGAUCAAUUCGUUAUUUUGUUUUAUAAUUGUUAAAGCUCGCAAUCGCAUAUUUAUUUAAAAUGAAAUAAAUUUAAAAGAUUAGAAAA